This is a messenger RNA of Rhinopithecus roxellana (golden snub-nosed monkey), 2032 nucleotides long. RefSeq names its product zinc finger protein 138 (gene ZNF138). The transcript has a single exon. Lineage: Eukaryota; Metazoa; Chordata; Mammalia; Primates; Cercopithecidae. Bases 5 to 757 code for a protein of 250 amino acids. Gene Ontology annotation, biological process: regulation of DNA-templated transcription. The record is from RefSeq and is a predicted model, not a curated record. Gene Ontology annotation, molecular function: RNA polymerase II cis-regulatory region sequence-specific DNA binding; DNA-binding transcription factor activity, RNA polymerase II-specific.
AGCUAUGUGUUCUUGUUUUGCCCAAGACCUUUGGCUAGAGCAGAACAUAAAGGAUUCUUUCCAGAAGGUAACACUGAGCAGAUAUGGAAAGUAUGGACAUAAGAAUUUACAGUUAAGAAAAAGCUGUAAAAGUUUGGAUGAGUGUAAGGGACACCAAGUAAGUUAUAAUGGACUUGACCAAUGUUUGAAAACUACCUCGAGCAAAAUAUUUCGGUGUGAUAAAUAUGUAAAAGUCAUUCAUAAAUUUUCAAAUUCAAAUAGACACAAGAUAAGACGUACUGAAAAUAAACAUUUCAGAUGUAAAGAAUGUGACAAAUCAUUUUGCAUGCGUUCACGUCUAACUCAACAUAAAAGAAUUCAUGCUAGAGAGAAUUUCUACAAAUGUGAAGAAUGUGGAAAAACCUUUAACUGGUCCACAAACCUUUCUAAACAUAAGAAAAUUCAUACUGGAAAAAAAACCUACAAAUGUGAAGAAUGUGGAAAAGCCUUUCACCAAUCCUCAAUCCUUACUAAACAUAAGAUUAUUCAUACUGGAAAAAAACCUUAUAAAUGUGCACACUGUGGCAAAGCCUUUAACCAGUCCUCACACCCUACUAGACACAAGAUAAUUCACACUGAAGAGAAACCCUACAAAUGUGAACAAUGUGGCAAGGUCUUUAAGAAGUCCCCAACCCUUACUAAAUAUCAGGUAAUUCAUACUGGAGAGAAACCAUACAAAUGUGAGGAAUGUGGCAAAACUUUUAACCUAUCUUCAUAACUUACUGAACAUAAGAAAAAUUGCACUAGAGAGAAACCCUACAAAUGUGAAGAAUGUGGCAAAGCCUUUAACCAGUUUUCAACCCUUACUACACAUAAGAUAAUUCAUAGCGGAGAGAAAUCCCACAAAUGUGAAGAAUGUGGCAAAUCUUUUAACCUGUCCGCAAAUCUUACUGAACGUAAGUUAAUUCAUACUGGAGAAAAACCCUACAAAUGUAAAGAAUGUGGAAAAGCUUUUCACCGAUCUUCAAUCCUUAGUACACAUAAGAAAAUUCAUACUGGAGAGAAACCCUACAAAUCUGAAGAAUGUGGAAAAGCCUUUAACCAGUCCUCACACCUUACAAGACAUAAGGUAAUUCAUAGUAAAGAGAAACCCUGCAAAUGUGAACAGUGUGGCAAGGUCUUUAAGAAGUCCCCAGCCCUUACUGCUCAUAAGAUCAUUUAUACUGGAGAGAAACCUUACAAAUGUGAGGAAUGUGGCAAAGAUUUUAGCCAACUCUCAAACCUUACUCAACAUAAGAUUCAUACUAGAGAGAAACCCUACAAAUGUGAAGAAUGUGGCAAAUCUUUUAACCAGUUCUCACAACUUGCUAUACAUAAGAUAAUUCAUAUUUGAAUGAAACCCUAAAAAUGUGAACAAUGUGGUAGAUCUUUUAACCAGUUCUCAAACUUUACUAUGCAUAAGAAAAUUCAAACUGGAGAGAAACCCUACAAAUGUGAAGAAUAUGGCAAAGCUUUUAACCAAGUUUCAACACUUACUAUAUGUAAGAGAAUUUAUACUGGAGCAAAACCUUGGAAAUUCAAAGAAUGUGGCAAAACUUAUAAUCCUCAAAACUUCCUACACAUAAGAAAAUUCAUGCAGGAGAGAAACCCCACAAAUGUGAAAAAUUUGGUAAAUAACCAGUCUUCAACCCUUUUUACACAAAAUUCAUACUGGAGAGUGUUUGGACGAACGGAGGCAGGAUGGCGCACUUCUGGGUUCUUCAUCACCAACUUUUCCUGCGCCCACGAAAAUGCAGCCGGCGCCCGGGAAGGUGCAGACCAACUGGGCAUGCGCCAGGUGACGUCAAUCUGAAGAGACCAAGAUUUACCUGGUCGCACCUGCAGAACGCCCCCCAACACACCCGUGCCCGCCUAUUGCCCUCCCACUCCUAGAAAAGCGGCUCCCGGCAGAUGCGGGGCGCAGACUUCCCAGCCCCCCCACUCCUGUCGGGACUGCAUUAGGAACUCCGCCCGAGAGCCCCACCAGGCGACUCUGUUGGCCUCCUUUGCCGGA